AUGGUGAAAGAUCGACUGGCCGAAUUACAGGUAAUAUCACUAGUUUUUUCAUAUUAUUUUGAGGUACGUUAUUUUCUAAUUUUAGCGUUUGUCCUCCCAAAGCCGCGGUAAGAGCUCUAGCGUAAUAUUCAAUGGCACCUCAGUCCGUCUAGAAGAUGGGUUUCCCGUCGUUUCAGACGCCUUGCUGGAUCAAGAAGCCUGGAGUGAUAUGGAUACGGUAGGAGAGGUUAAUUUAAUUUUAUGAUUUUAGUUUCUGGCCAAUAUCGAGAAUAUACGAUCAAAAUUAGACGAGAUGGAAGCCUUGUUGAAACAAUUGGCUGAGAUUCAUCGGACGAUCUUGAUAUCUCCAGCAAGUGAUCCAAGUAAGGCUAACAUAUAUGAUGGAUUUUCAUCUGUUUAGAAUAUAAUGCAGAGAUGAAUGAAGUUGUCUCUAAUUUCAAAGCUUUGACAAAGAGUGUGUCCGGUUUUUUAAGUGGUCUGGCUGAAGAAGUGAAAAGAAUUGGGAAUCAGAAUGAUGCGUCAUCACGAAUAAAGAAGGAUCAGAGCAGAACCUUGACGAGAGCCUUUCACAAUCUGCUUAAUGAUUUUAACGAAGAACAACUGCAUUAUAAAUCACAAUGCGAGAAGACGAUUGCAAAGUUUUUAAGGAUCUGUAAGUCUUGUUAACUGGAUAUUUAUGGUAUCUUUAGCUGGAGUCCAGCUGGAUGAAGAUCAGGUAGAUCAGGCGAUUGAGAAGGGUGAACUCUUCAAUACAGUAUCCCUUUUGAUGGGUGACAGGGAGAAGAAGGCCUUGUAUGAAGAUGUGAAGUCGAGGCAUGACGACAUAAUAAAAUUAGAGGCGUCUAUCAGGGAAUUGCACGAAAUCUUCCAGGAUAUGGCAAUGCUGGUUGAAAGUCAGGUGGGCUGUUAAUAGAUUCUUCUGUACGACGUGUGUUAUAGGGUGAGAUUCUUGACAGAAUCGAUCAGAAUGUCCAAUAUGCUACGGAUUACUCAAAGAAAGCUUUAUCCAAUGUGAAUCAAGCGCAACAAGCUCAGCGGAGGAACAUGAUGGUAAUGUAGUGUUACUGUCUUUAUACUCAAUUUCAUUGUUUACCAACACGUUUAAUUUCAGCUCAAAUUUGGCAUUUUGAUCUGUGGGAUCAUCACAGUAAUCAUUCUUUUUAUCGUCUUCAGUGCGGCCUUUUGUAUGUACUUGCCUUUCGUUUGUCGUUAAUAUCAACAAGGUUAUCAUCUCAACAGAUCAGCUAAUCAAUCAGUGCCAGAAGUUUUACGUCAUUAAGUAA
Molecule: messenger RNA, 1283 nt
Organism: Bursaphelenchus xylophilus (pine wood nematode)
Lineage: Eukaryota; Metazoa; Nematoda; Chromadorea; Rhabditida; Aphelenchoididae
Source: the annotation of a GenBank genome assembly